UAUUUCAAUUUCAGAAUGGACAGCAAAGUGAAAGGAGGUCCUUGAAAAUAUUGACUUUUCCUACAUUUAUGUGACUUUCUCACCACAGAAUGGCAGCUCAUCUGAAGAAACGUGCAUAUGAGGAGUUUAGCCAAAUAAUUCAGGAUGAGCCCAAGGCACCUCCGAUUAAGGUGAGACUUGUAGCCCGACCUCAGGUGACCCAGGUCACCCUUGAUCUGAGGGCUGGUAAUUCCAGAGAGGCCCUUACUCAGCUGCUUGAUCUAGAGAACCAGCUACCAGUCAGUCAAGAUGCGGCAGAGAGUAUUAUCAACACUCUUUUUGAGCACUACAGCAAAGAGGAAGGAGCUCAUGUAAGGUCAAAGGUCAUUGAAUUAUUGGGUCGAAUUGCCAGACUCCCGGGUGUGAACGCUGUGGGCAUCGCCAAUGAUCUGAUGACGCUCUUAGCCACCGAAGGUUCUCACAAGGUCAAAGGUCAAAUAUUUACCACACUCACUGUGAUUGGCCGAAGCCUUCCGCUCACCUCCGAUCUCCACCGUCAGCUUCUGCAACUUGCUCAAAAACAUUUAACCGACUCAAACCAUGCAGUACGAUGUGCUACCCUGAGCAUGAUUGGCCAGCUUGGUAUGUGCGACGUCAAAUCUGUGGCAUCAUCGUCGUCAUCGUCCUCUGGAAAGAGUAGCAAGGAACGUCGCAAAGGCAAUGUACAAAGGAUGCUGGGAGAGUUUACAAGCGAUAGGGACGCACGGGUCAGGGAAGCUGCUUUCCAAGCUAUGUUUUCCCUACACCAGCGAGGGCAGAAACUAGACCUAGACCUCUACCAGCAAUCCAUCAAGUCCUUGACGGAUGACCAUGAAGGGGUCCGACUGGUUGCACUCAAACUAGUCUGGGUCCUGAGUCAGGUCUACCCUGACGAGCCUGUUGUGGCUCCUGGAACCACGGAGGAGACCCUGAGGCUUGUUGAUGAUGGUUUUGCCAAGAUCUGUGAGAUGGUGACGGAUUCCUCAACCAAGGUUCGAGCGGAAGCAGCGGGUCUCCUGGGCUCGUUGCAUUCCGUCAGUACCAGGUUUCUGGAGCAGACUCUGGAUAAGAAAUUAAUGUCAGGACUCCGGAAAAAGAAAACUGCGCAUGAAAGACAGAAGGAGCAGUUCACAUCAGGGGAGUGGUCGACUGGUAAGAAAUGGGCCGAUGACAAGCCGCAGGAGGAUGUGGACCCUGAAUCUGUGAGUCUGAUAACGUCUGGGGCUUGUGGGGCCUUCGUCCAUGGUCUGGAAGAUGAAUAUUUAGAGGUCAGAUCCACUGCUUUAGACUCCCUCUGUGAGCUUGCAUUCCAGUCGCCAUCCUUCGCCAUCCUCUCCCUCGACUUCCUCGUCGACAUGUUCAAUGAUGAGAUCGAGAGUGUCCGUCUGAACGCCAUCCACAGUCUACGAAAGAUCAACCAUCACAUCAAAUUAAGAGAAGACCAGCUCGAGAUUAUUUUGAAUGUUCUUGAUGAUUCCUCAAAGGAAGUGAGGGAGGCUCUUCAUGAGCUGCUGUCAUCCAUUGCCAUGGUAACCAAGUCCUGCCUCCACAAGGCUCUAAUGUUCCUCAUCAGAAAUCUCAACAAGUAUCCCCAUGAUAGGCUCUCAAUAUGGAACUGUUUGAAGAACCUUGGUACUGCCCACCCAGACCUAACCUUAGCCUUGGUACCAGACCUCCUUGGCACUCAUCCUUACUUUGAUACACCAGAACCAGACAUGGACGACCCGGCCUACAUUGCAGUGAUGAUUAUGAUCCUCAACUCGGCAGUCAACUCCCCUACCAUGUCCGCCCUGUUUCCAGAGUACACUUUCAGACAUUAUACCUAUCUGAGGGACUCCCUACCGCACCUUGUACCUGAAGUAGAGAACCUUCAACCAGCCCGGAGACAGUGUCUUUCUAACAGAGGAGACAAUAUGGCUGACAGGCAGACCAAUCCUCAAGACUUCUUACAACAGACUUUAGAUAAACUCAAAGGUCUGGAUAGUCUGUCUAACUCGGCUGCCAUCAACAUCAUGCAGCUCACUGUUCAGGAUUUACAACGUAUCAGUGAGUUAGAACCCAAGAUAACAGCUACGGCCCAGUUAUAUUCCAUGUACAUCGACUGUCAACUCACUCUAGCAAAGGCAUUGAGCGGUGAUCAUUGGAACGUCCCAGCCAUGCUUUGCCCUCAACAGAGCGCCGAGACUGCUCUUGCUGCUUCAGAAAGGGUAAUAGAAUUAAGCUACAGACUUCAGCAUCUUUACGUUGGUUGCAGCGAGUCCGAGCUUGCCAUGGUUCAACAACUCCGACUUCGGGCCUGGGCCCUGCAACUUGUGGUUCAGCUCAGGGGGAGCAGCAGCAACAGUGGUAGCAGUGGUAGCUCGUCCAGUCAUCUGGCACAGAAGUUCCUGACGAGAGCAUCAGCAAUGCAAGAACACUUCUCAUCAGCGACCAUCACACCAGAUUCGUUCACACAUGCCGUUUUCACUCAGGUUCUGAAGCUGUCAGCGGCGAGGCACGGCAUCCUCACCAAAUUCCUUCAGCCACUUCUCCUUCACAACCGAGCUCCAGUCUUGAGCCUCGCCAACACGAUCAGCCGUGUCUCGGCGGUGAUCCGUGAGCCUGCAGGCGGGAGCGACAAUCCUUUGCGAUUCACCGCUGGACUCACUCUUGGGCUGUUUGUGGACGCGGAGCUGGAGAAUGUGCGUGACUUGGAACGAGUUAGAAUUCAGGUGCGUUUCCCGGACUCCCGGACGCAACUCUUCAUCCCUCGUAGUAGCGACUUCAGAAUCCUGAGCAACCUCAGACAUCGCUUCAUGACUGAAAUCUACCUAUCGCACGGUCUGUGGUCAGAACCAAGUCAGGUCGAGGUCAGUAUUGUCAUGACACAUGACCUUCAUGGAUCGGGCCCUUCCACUUCAUCAAAAGGGGAGUCAUCAUCGAGUAGCAGUAGAGGGACCGUGGAGCUUUGUAAACCUGUGAAGGUGUUCUUAAUGCCCAAGCCAGCCAAGAGAUGAGAAAAUCAUGUUGUAUCAGGCGAGGGAGCUAUUUAUCAGAUAUGGAGCCAUGCCUGAAGUUCUGAGCUCUUAUACUGCAGAAGAAAGCUUUUUUCUUAAUAGAUAAAGGGGAAGAACAUUUUAGCGGUUGGUGUCAUGAUUCAGUGAAGAAAGCUUGAAACAGGACCAUAUGACAUAUUCACUGUUAUAUGUAUAGGCCUGAACUCCAGUUUAACUUAGGCCAUGGUAUCAUUCUGCAUUAAAAUUAUGGAAGCCAUGAAUUGCAUUUACAUUAAAUAUUUCCUAUCUUUACUUGGCUCUUUUAUCAUGCUCAAGUAAUGAAGAGAACUAUUUCACUAAUUAUUCCCAGUCAGUUAUGGUUGUAAAAUGGUGGUAGUUUUUACCUGAUUGCUAAGAAAGCAUGAAUGCUUGUAAGCAAGCAACCAGAGGACCAACCACUUAAGGUCGUUUCCGAGGGACCUGGUAAUGAGGACAAAUGCUUUUCCAAAGGGCACUGGUGCACCAAGUGGGAAUCCGACCCCCGACCCCCCCCCCCCCCCCCCCCCCCGCUCUACCGACUGAGCUAUUGCGCCUCCUCAAUCUUCAAUGGGGGAGUCACUUUCUAAUAUUGACUGAAUAAGUUAUCAAUGGUUUUAGUGUCAAAUGAGGUGAUGAAAUGCAGUCAGUAGGCAGUUCCCAAAAAGUGGCUUCUUUCAUCCAAGUGAUAUUCAUGAGUACAGAUGUUUUGCAUAUAUAAUGAGCUUGUUGCAGACCAAAACAUCUCUAUUCAUUCGGUCAUUGCUGCUCUAAUUGUGCUUCGAAUUUCAUGAUUUUGGUAUCAUUGUAAAAGAGAAGAUUCAUUCUUUCAGGUCUGGUGUUUGAAUUUAUUCAAAGAUUAUGGAAAGUAGGUGAAACUUUUGAUCCAAAACGUGCUAAAAAAUAAUUAUUUUAUACUGACGAAAUGGGUGAUUUUUUACACUUUAUUAUCGUUUGAGCCCAAAUUAUUUUAAGUUCAUGAUAAAGCUGAAUAAGUAUGCUUUAAAAUGAUAUAAGUUUCAAAAUAAGAAUUGGUUUAAUCAGGUCAAGAUCGCACUUUUUAUUGGCCAAGCACAAAAAGCAGCUUGAAAACAAGAGUACUGCACACUGAUAGGCCAAAGAGACCACACACUGGCAAAUUCCAAAGGCUCCAGUACCUGGGUUCAUGGGAAGGUCACAAUCCCCAUGUGGUAAUCUCUUCAAAUACCCCGCGCCUGUUGUUCUGUGAACCUUAUCCAGCUAAUCAUGCUCCUCAAAAAUGUCAGAAAUCUCGUCUUUUACCUUGGUGGGAAAAGUGUGACCCGAUUAAAAAGUGCCAAAUAUCAAAAGUGACAUCGUUAGAAAGUACAAAAGUUCGGCUUUAUGGUGAUAUAGGCAUCAUUGAGGCUCAAAAUAAAAAGUUUUGCACAAUUUGCAAAAGAAAACAGAUUAAGAAAAUCCAGUUUUAUUGCACAUUUUCAGGCCAGAAAUUCACCUAUUUAUCAAAAUGUUGUAUACAAAAUAAAUUACCAAUAUGAAAGAAUAACAUGUACUCUAUCUGAUGGUACAUGUACAAUGAUAUUUCAUUUCACUUGAUGUUAAAACAGGUAAAUUCUUAGAGGAAAAGAUCUCAUGAAUCACUAGAUUUUGCAAAGAGGAUUCAGCCACAAGAUGAUUUGGUUGAAUCUGGCCUUUUUGCUCAUUAGCAUACUAGGGACAUGCGGUCUAACUGAAUGAACUUGUAUAUUUACAGAAACGUGUUACACGUGGCUAUCCAUACUUAACCACAACUUUAGAGGUUAAAUAGAACCCUAGUCCAGAAUAUGGGCUGCAUUCUCACUUUUAGUCUUGAUUCCAUGGGCAGCAAUGACCAUAAGGCAGAAAUGGAAAUUGAGAUACACUUUAUGUUGGACUUUCAAAAUUAGUGAAUAUGAAAUUCACAGCUCGUGGAAGGAUCAGUGUUCUCUCUUUCCAUCUUGGGCUAAAAUAGUCCACCAGUAUGGCUGGCAACAAACUUAGUUUGAUUUUCCAUCCUUUGUGAAACACGGUAUUUUCAGAUUUGUUGUAUAUAAUAAAGAUGUAAUGUAAAUGUA
Molecule: messenger RNA, 5101 nt
Organism: Lytechinus variegatus (green sea urchin)
Lineage: Eukaryota; Metazoa; Echinodermata; Echinoidea; Temnopleuroida; Toxopneustidae
Product: integrator complex subunit 4-like
Exons: 18
Coding region: 90-3014 (974 amino acids)
Biological process (GO): snRNA processing
Cellular component (GO): integrator complex
Source: RefSeq, a predicted model, not a curated record